AGGGCGUCAUGGCAACGGUGCAUCGGUGGGAUUGUGUCUGUUUUUCUGACGUGAAGCUAAGAAGUCGUACUGUUGGUAGCGUAAGGUUGUGUAGUGUCUGAGUAUAAAUUUAAGGCUUAAAAUAAUAUAAUGUCGGAUAUAUUGUGCCGAUGGCUGAACCAGAAGCUCCAGCUGUCAAAGGCUGUUGAGCCAAAGUCCAUUGGCAAGGAUUUCUCCAGUGGUUACCUGUUUGGGGAGGUUUUGCAUAAAUAUCAGCUGCAAAGUGAUUUCUGUAUGUUUAUGAAGAAAGACACCUCCGUCUCCAAACGGAAUAAUUUUACUCGGCUUGAGCCAACUCUCCAAUUACUGGGAAUCUCCUUUGAUGUAAACACAGCCCAAGACCUGAUGCAAGAGAGGCAGGGUGUUGCCACACACCUCCUGUACCAACUCUAUGCCUCACUUGAGAAGAACAGGAAAGCUGAAAUAAGUGGGACAAUGAUGGAAGUCAUGCAGCCUGCAGCCUGUGCAAGCCUGCACAAAAAGGAGCAUCAGAUCUACUCUCAUAAAUUCCAGCAGUCUGUGGGGACCUAUCCGAUCGAGCAAAAGAGACAAGUUAAGGUCCAGAAUGAGAAACGACUAAGGAAUAUUGACAAGCUGCAGGCAUUUCAUCAGAGGCACAAAGGCAUGACUUUUAACCAGGUCACUAAUAUCCAGGUCCCCAAGCCACCUCCAUACACUUCACAGCUCAGCCUAAAGAAGAGACAGCAGCAGCAGAAGCGCAAAGAAUGGGAAGCACAGGUAGUCCAGACCGAAAUAGCCCAGUUUGAGACAAACAGGAAGAAAGCAGUUAGUGCUGGGUUAUCUUCAAGUUUUAGUGGUCAGUCUUUCCCUAUAGAUUUUCCCUUUGGUGGCAGCAGUCAGGGGUCUGAAGUCACUGGAAGUGGAACCAAGGUUAUGUUACAGUCCAACAGCAAAUAUAUACAAGAGAUCCGAAAGAGGCUGGAGGAGAAUGCUGUAGCCUGCAAGCAGAGAGAGAGAAGACAAGACCGAUUCCUGGUGGAGCAGCUCAAGGUCCAUGAAGCUCAGGAGGAGGCACGACGAGAGGAGCAACUGGUGAAGCGUCUGACACGUCAGACGCAGCAGGAGCAGCGUUUGGCAGCCCAGCUGCUUCAGAUACGUAUGCAGAAGGAGGUGAUCCGGGAGAACCGCCUGUUCAGAGAGCAGCAGUACCAGCAGCGAAGAGAGAGGGACUUCCAGGAAGCUCUGGACAGGGAGGCGGCUCUGGCUCAGCAGGCUAAGUUGGAUCGCCCAGAAGAGAUCAAAAAGGAGCUUGAAUUCUGUAAAAGGGCUGCUGCUGAGCGAGCUCAAAGGAAAUACAAGAAGCAUUUUGAGAGCUGCAAGGGCAUUUUGGAGCAGAUAGUGGACUUGGCAACCAAGGCUGGAGAAUAUCGGCUGCUCACUGGAACUCUGAUUCCAGAGAAGCUGAUGAGAGAGUGGAAGGAAUUGCUGUUCAGCGACCUUCCUCUCUAUGAGCCGAUAAAGGACCGCCAGCCAGGGUUUGAGUUCUCUACCCCACUAGACUCUGUAGAGCUUCAGAAGCAGGAGAUACUCAACAACCAGGACUAUGAUGAAUACACUAAUAUGGUGGGUGAGUGGGAAUUUCCAGAGGAAGCUGAGGAAGUGAAAUUACCAGUGACCAACAAUAUUCUUGGACACAUUGUCCAGCGACUGAGGAACAUUGUUGAUCCACCCAUCAGUGAACCAUCAUUCCCUCUGUUUUCACACUUUACCCUUAAGGCCUGUGUCCUUGGCAAGUUUUGCUCUGGCAAGACCACCUGCCUGUCCAAGAUUGCUGAAGCACAUGGCAUCUGUAUCUUAUCGACUGAAACUUUGAUUGAGGAGGCGCUGAAUGCUUACAAGAAUGGAGAGAAAAUUAUAGAGGAGCAAAGGGACAAAGACAAUGAGCAGCUCGUCACAAAUGACACAUCAGUGAAAUCUGGUCUUGAAAAUCAAGAAGGUAGAGAUGGUAAUGCAACACUUUCUAAAAGAGCCAUACAAGGAGCCGCUGUGGAAAAAGAGCUGAGGAAAGGGAAUGCGGUCCCUAAUGAGCUGUUAGUGGACAUUAUAGUAGAGACAAUCAGUCAGCUUCCAGCUCAGUCAGGUUGGGUCCUGGAUGGAUUCCCAUUUGACAUUACUCAGGCCCAUCUGCUAGAGAAAGCCCUAGGUGGGGCUGUGGAUGUAGAAAAUAAAGUUCUAAACAGCAGGAAGAACCUUGCUAAAGAUCCCAAUCCACCCAAACCUCCACCACCCCCUGCACCUGUGCUGGACCUGGCUCUAUUGCUGGAUAUUCCUGAUGAGUGUGCAGUCAGUCGUGGAUACACUCAGAUGGAUACAGAUAAUGAUGCUACAACCUCCCAGCAUCCAGACAAGAAUGUGUAUCUGGCACAGAUUGCACAAAGGAUCAUAGCUUUUCAGGAUACCUGGCCAAAACUAGAGAAAUGGUUUGGUGAAAAGCAAAACAUUUUGGUCCGUGUUGAUGCAGAUGUAGACAGCGAGGAGCUUUAUAGCAGGGUGGAGUCUAUCCUGCAGCAAGCUAUGUUGAAAACACAGGGAGCUUUUCCCAGUCCUCGUGUUGAAGAUGCUGUGCUAGACAGUGCAAAAGCUCCAGAGUUGUCCUCUUCAAGUACACCUUCAGCUGUAGACCACCCUGCAGCCCCCACUGAAGAAACUCUUAACCCCACAGAGUCCAGUUCCAGCCUUAAGGAUGAAAAGGCCGAAAGUCUUAGAGGGCACUCUAGGAACGCCUCAGUGUCCAGUGUUAAGUCUACCUCUUUGUCCCCCCAGUCAUCUGUCCAGCUGUAUGUGGAUGAACCACUUCCUCCGGAGAUCCCAGAGUACCUGUGCUCAUAUUGGGACACAGUGUGCAAUUCUUAUGUAAAUGGCGUAAAGGCAGUGAUGCAAGAGCUGCGCUCGCAGCGCUCUCUUAUCAACCAUCACCUGUUUAACAUCAGAGAGGGUUACAAACAUUAUUUGUGGCGCCCAGACUUGAAGCAAGAGUUAGUGUCUCAGUGGCAAAAGGACUUCAACAGCAUACCUGAUGACAUGAGAAAAGAUGAGGAUAUCAAAGCAGAGCUACACCUGAGAUUGGAUGAACUGUGUGAACGUUUGUGGGACAUUGUUGACAAGCGUAAGGAGGAGGAUGAGCAAGAGAGGGCUUCUCUCAUGAGUAAUGGUUGGUUGGAGGAGCACACUGUUGUCCUCAUCAACCACCACUCUACACUAAUGCAGGUGGAGUUGAACCGUUUCCAGGAGACGCUCUGUAUUCUCAGGAUCUACUAUUUGAGCAUGUCUGGAAAGAUGCUUCCUAAACCACUCUCAACAUUUGUCUAUAUCCCCUUAAUGGAAAACCGAGAAAUUAAGAUUCAGGAUGAAAGUAGUGACCCAUUGGGAUCAAGUUUGUGCAAUCUGGAUGAUGGCGCGGACAAGAAGAUAUUUUUUACUCCCCUCACCGGACGUACUCACACCUCUGGAAGGGUCUCCAAGACGAAAGGCCACAAACAGCCAGAACCUGUUAAUCCACCACAUGAGAAGCUGAUAUCUGACCAUGAGGAGGCACUCACGGCUAUCAGCAAUUUGGUGUCAGUAGAAGCACAUGGGUGGGAGACAAAGGGGCAGAAGGAGAAACUACCAGAGAAAGAAGAGGAGCAGGCCUCCACAAGUGCAAAUAAAAGGAACAAACAAAAGCAGUCAUCCACAAAAGAUCAGUCAUCCCCACGACAGACACCCAUCCUGGCAGCAGCUGAGGAGACAGACUCAGAGAAGGCUCAUGAACAUAAAGUUAGAGAAAAAAUACAUGAAGAAUAUUCAGCUGCCCUGAAUUAUGAGGAGAAUGCAGUAAAGGUGUGCAUUGCACUGGUGAAAGCUCAUGGUCUGGUGAUGGUACAGUCUCUGCAAAGCAGAGCAGAGGAGAUCUCUGCCAAUAUGGAAAAGUGGCAACAAGAUCGCUAUCUUGCAGAAAUGAGGAGUAUUGACCAAUUAGCAGAAGUGGUUCACCACCACAUAGCUGCUGGUACUAAGCUGCAGAAUGAGCUGGUGUUGGAAUGUUCUGGCUUCUAUCUGAAUGGAGACUGCCGCAUGGUUGCUAGCCCCGUUCCUCUUCCCCGUCCACCUCCUUUGGAGAAACCCGUGAGGUCCACCCCAACUGUAGCUCAGCUGGAGUCACUGUACCAGCAGCUAUACUACAUUUCUCCAUCAGGCUUCAUGUCCACUUCUGAGUUCUUCAGUUUGCUCAAAGAUAUCAUCACUACUAAGAUGGGCAGAGACAGCUUGCCUGAGCCCUGGAUGGACAGAAAUGAAUCACAGUUGAUGGAGAUUGUAUCUUUGUUAACGGACGGCUGUGAGCUGGUAGACUGGCGUUGGUUUCUGCUCAGUGCUGCUCUCCCUUGGCCAUUUCCCUCGUUAACGCAGCUGCUGGAUGUGCUACAACGUUUCAAGGAAGCAGAUACUGGUGACACAGGCCAUAUAAAUGAGGAACAGUACCUAAAGACAGAGUUGUGGUUUUCCACUGAGAGUGUCCAAACUAUUCCUGAGGACCCCUCUGAGCCGGUACCUUAUGACCGUCUGGCCAACCUUCACAAGUUCUUUUUCCAGUUGUUUGCAGACCACUCCUUCUCUCCCUCUCGACUGGAUUAUGUGUCCAUGCUGCAGUACUUUGCAGCCGACCCCAACCCCACACAGGGUUUCAUCCGAGCACUUAGUGUGGUGCUGGGUCAACAGCUCAAGCGUUCUUCACUGGGCUAUCUUGUCAAAUCUAUGCCCGCCAUAGAAGAGAACACAGAUCUCACCUCCUCUGAACUUGAUGGAGUUUACAAGGAAGAGACUCUUUGUGCAUCAAGCAUUUUUGGGGAGGAGCAGGAAGUGUCAAUCCCUGUUCUCCUUUCUGUCAUCUGCCACAAAAUCACCAAGAUGAAAGACAAAAGCCACGUUUUCUCCUGUGGCCCGAGUCAGGAGGAGCACACUGAGAACCUGGUGCAAAUUUUCAGAGAGCUGGGAUACGAUCCUGAGGACCACGUCCCCUUUUCUAUUCUCUCUCAGCAUCCAUCCAUUCAGUUGCUGAUGGAGACUUGUACACACCACCGACUUGUGAACAUUCAUAGAGUGUUACUGGACAAUCAGAACAGUUCUACAGUUCUAUAAAGGAUAAGUUACAGUGCUUCAUGGGACACACUCCAGUCCACACUAUGAAGAACUCUUAUUUGGGAAAUGCAAAUUUUGAUGCAUUGGCUAUUUUAAAGCAUUCUCAUUACUUUGAUGUUUAAAAAUGUUAUGUUAACUUGAAUAAAAAGAUGCAUUCAUACACUGGUGUAGUAUUUGGAAAUGAGUAUAAUUGAAGAAUGACUGACUACAUAUUUAGGAUGAGAAUGAUGACAUCUGGUGGCAGGAUUGACCCCCACUAAUGUUUUUUUCCUGUGAUACACUCCAGCGGUUUUUAUGACUAAUGAACUCUGACACAGAAAAGCACAGGUUGGGGUUACAGUGAGUGCUUUGUCCAGGAUAACCUUGUCAUUCACUGCCUGACUGCACUGC
Archocentrus centrarchus (flier cichlid) is the source of this 5565-nucleotide messenger RNA. It is a transcript of the gene spef2, whose product is annotated as sperm flagellar 2. The coding region runs from base 130 to 5175 and encodes 1681 amino acids. Gene Ontology annotation, molecular function: protein binding. The record is from RefSeq and is a predicted model, not a curated record. Lineage: Eukaryota; Metazoa; Chordata; Actinopteri; Cichliformes; Cichlidae. The transcript has 39 exons. Gene Ontology annotation, cellular component: sperm midpiece; manchette. Gene Ontology annotation, biological process: sperm axoneme assembly.